AUGGAUGGUGACCACUACACAGCCGCCAAUGGGAGAUGUUACCUGAGGUCCUCUGUGGAUUUCGAAUUUUUUUGUCCUGUUUUGUUCUGCUACAGUUCCGAGGGAUGUCAUGUCGUAAUCUCAAUUCCAGAUGUUGCCUUUUUGGGAGAAUUGAAGUAUAUGGUCAAUGAAACGCAUUACCAUGUGUAUGAUCAUGAACCGGAUAUCUGUGGCUCGCGACAUCACACAUAUCAAGACCAAAGUGGUUCAUUAAUUGUUACUACGCUUCUUCCAGGACCACCAUCGACCAUCAUCCUAGUCGAUUCUGAAUACGCCGUCGAUGCCGAUGAUGGAAUUUGCAGGGCUAGAAAUUCAACAGCUGCCUUUAGAUGCAAGGUCCAGAUAUGGGCCGACGUUUCGCGAAUUACUCUCUUCAUUCCAAAAAUCACAUACAUUGACAACAUUUUAAUUGGAACUCCAACUACAGAUGAGCCAGAUAGAAUCUCCUGGCUCUCAGUUGAAAAUGAAUGGUUCGCCAAAGGUACAGACGAACACUACACAGGAAUUUUUUUGUUUCAGGAAUCUUUCGGUUCCCCCGUCUACAGCAGUCUAGCAGUUGUAUCAAUGAGCAACAUUUUGAGUUUUCUUGGCGCCUCGAAUCCCCAGGCAAUCGCCUAA
This is a messenger RNA of Dibothriocephalus latus, 657 nucleotides long. The record is from the annotation of a GenBank genome assembly. NCBI's taxonomy places the organism in Eukaryota, Metazoa, Platyhelminthes, Cestoda, Diphyllobothriidea, Diphyllobothriidae.